Molecule: messenger RNA, 3198 nt
Organism: Tupaia belangeri chinensis (Chinese tree shrew)
Lineage: Eukaryota; Metazoa; Chordata; Mammalia; Scandentia; Tupaiidae
Gene: KLHL30
Product: kelch like family member 30
Molecular function (GO): protein binding
Source: RefSeq, a predicted model, not a curated record
GCUCUGCUGGGGCAUGACUGGGCUCGGGCUGGGCUAGGCUCACCUAAGAGGAGUGGCCCCCAGGCAGGCCCCUCCCUGGUUCCAGCUGAGGACCGAGGGCUCCUCUCUGUGCCCCUGAAGCCGUGCGUCUAGGGGCUUUGCUCUGCCCAUUAGCAUAAGUGCCGUCCGGAACCCCCCGCUUGGUGUCCGGCACCACCCCGACCUCGGUGGACCUGUGCUCACACCUUGCCUUUUCCCAGUUGACAGAAGAGCCAGAGACUACCCCAGUACUGGCAGUGACAACAGUGAGGCCCGCCCCACCAGCGCCCAAAAUCCAGACCCUGGCUAGGGCUCUCUGUGACCCCAAGUCUCCAGCACAGGCCCCCAGUGUCCCCAUCAUGCAGAUCAGACGGAGGUUGGAAGCUGCCCCCCCAAAUCAGCCCAGCACCCCUUGAGUAGCUGAAGCUGUCUGUCCCCUGGACACUCCCUGCUGUCUGUCCUCUCCCACAGAUCACAUAGAGGCCCAGGCCUCUCUGAGCAACACAGCCAGCGUGGGCUUUCUGAGUGGACAGCCCCCGAGGAGCCAUCACCCGCUCCCUCCUCCCAUCCCCCUUCCUGGCACAGACAGGGGCUCAAAAUAGACCUGGCCCCACGUGGCCGCCCAGCCCGGCCGUCCCGCAGGCCCUCCGCGUCUGAGCUGUGUCUCGGCAAUCCCGGCCUCGUGUGUGUUCUCAGCUACCAGUGCAGGGGCCAACCGAGAGAAGCCCAGGAGGGCGCCAGGUUCUUCUUCCCUGGGAUUGGGCGGCCACUGGCUGCUCGUGGGCGCUGCUGAAAUGGUGCGCAACGUGGACGACCUGGACUUCCACCUGCCCACGCACGCCCAGGACAUGCUGGACGGACGCUCCCAGCCCAUGCUGGCCGACGUCACCCUGCUGGUGGGCGGCCGGGAGCUACCCUGCCACCGCGGGCUCCUGGCGCUCAGCAGCCCCUACUUCCAUGCCAUGUUCGCCGGCGACUUUGCCGAGAGCUUCUCUGCACGCGUGGAGCUGCGGGACGUGGAGCCGGCCGUGGUGGGGCAGCUGGUGGACUUCGUGUACACGGGCCGGCUGACCAUCACCCAGGGCAACGUGGAGGCGCUGACGCGCACGGCCGCGCGCCUGCACUUCCCUGCCGUGCAGAAGGUCUGCGGCCGCUACUUACAGCAGCAGCUGGACGCCGCCAACUGCCUGGGCAUCUGCGAGUUCGGGGAGCAGCAGGGGCUGCUGGGCGUGGCCGCCAAGGCCUGGGCCUUCCUGCGGGAGAACUUCGAGGCCGUGGCACGUGAGGAUGAGUUCCUGCACCGGCUGGCUGCCUGUCUGGCCAGCGACCUGCUGCAGGUGCAGCCCGAGCAGAGCCGGCUGGAGGCCUUGCUGCGCUGGAUCCGCCAUGACCCGCAGGCCCGGGCCACCCACCUGCCCGAGCUGCUCGGCCUGGUGCGCCUGGAUGCCGUGCCCAGGGCCCAGGUACAGCAGCUGCUGGCCACAGAGCCGCUGAUCCAGGAGUCGGAAGCAUGCCAGGUGGCACUGUCCCAGGGCCACGGCGGGGUGCUGCCGGCCCUCCUGCCCAAGCUGGAGGAGGUCCUGGUGGUGGUGGGCGGGCGGGCGCUGGAGGAGGACGAGGAGGGCACCGAGGAGCCCGCGCCCCACCCCGGGAACUUCGCCUUCUACAACACCAAGGCCAGGCAGUGGACGGCGCUCCCCGACUUCCCCGACUACCACAAGUGGGGCUUCUCCCUGGCAGCGCUCAACAACGACGUCUAUGUCACAGGUGGCUCGCGGGGCAGCAAGACAGACACCUGGUCGACCACCCAGGCCUGGUGCUUCCCGCUGAGGGAGGGGGCCUGGAAGCCCGUGGCACCCAUGCUGAAGGCCCGCACCAACCACGCCAGCGCGGCGCUCAAUGGCGAGAUCUAUGCCAUCGGCGGCACCACGCAGGAUGUGGUGGAGGUGGAGAGCUACGACCCCUACACCGACAGCUGGACGGCCGGCAGCCCCGCGCCCAAGUACGUCAGCAACUUCUCAGCCGCCGCCUGCCCCCCCCGCCUCUACCUGGUGGGCUCCAGCGCCUGCAAGUACAACGCGCUGGCCCUGCAGUGCUACAGCCCCGUCACAGAUGCCUGGAGCGUGGUGGCCUCACCCUUCCUGCCCAAGUACCUGUCGUCCCCGCGCUGCGCUGCGCUGCACGGGGCGCUCUACCUCAUCGGCGACAACACCAAGAAGGUCUACGUGUACGACCCCGGGGCCAACCUGUGGCAGAAGGUGCAGUCCCAGCACAGCCUGCAUGAGAACGGUGCACUGGUGCCGCUGGGUGACACGCUCUACGUGACGGGCGGCCGCUGGCAGGGCAUGGACGGCGACUACCACGUGGAGAUGGAGGCCUACGACACCGUGCGGGAUGCCUGGACGCGCCACGGCGCCCUCCCCCGCCUCUGGCUCUACCACGGGGCCUCUUCCAUCUUCCUGGACGUGUCCAAGUGGACGCGGCCCUUCGGCCCCGCCCAGGAGCCCUGAGUCCUCGGUGCCCUGUGCCCACCACUUGGAGCUGUCGCUCUCAGCCUCGGCCGGGCCACAGGGGACAUCGGACGGUACAGCUGGAGGACAUGCCUUGGUCUUCAGAGCCACCAGCCCGGCUCUGAGCUGACAGUGACAAGGGUCCGCUCUCUGCCCCCCCCCUGGAAUGCAGAGCUCUGCUGCCCUGCAUGGGGGCCAGAUGGCACCCUCAGAAUUCACGGGCAGCCCUAGUGUCACCCUGCGGCUCCUAUGGCUUUUGGAGCUGCUGCGCGGGUGCAGGGGAGCCCGCGAUGGCCUGUGAAGAGGGAAGGGCCCUGAACUCAGCCAUGUGACCGCAACUUCCCCACUCUGGGCCCUGGGCUCUGUGUCCCCUCACAGCAGCCACCUCAGAGGGCUCUGGGCUCUCCCACCCCACCUCUGCAUGUUGGGACCUUGUUUUCAAAUCUGCUUCUGGGGACAACAGAGGCCCCAGCCACUCCUACACCAUCCCUCCCGCCUGGGUCACCCACAGAGGCACCAGGUGGGAAGGAGGAGGGCAGGGGCAAGGAGGGAGGGCCUCCGGUAAGCGGUAAGGGUGCCAGGAGAGUGCUAAGGUGGGUCUGUCUCAUGGAGUGAUUGUGCAUGAGAAUGAAGGCUCUUCCAUAUACAGUGGAGUUCCCCUGGGCUCAGC